CUGAGCUGAGCCGCCACCCCCGCCGCCAUGUCGCGUUCUUAUGGAACUGCCUCAGAAGCGCGUGAGAAAAACACCCCCUCUGCCCUCUCUAAGUGCGUGAAACCGAAACAUGCACUUGUAACUCUCAACUCUCUCUAUCUCUCUCACACAUGUCACGGUGUCAUGCAGAAAGAGAUAAAACACAGAGAGCGCAUGCAGAUCGCAGAAUCAUCCCAGCCGUCCAAUCCAACCUGCGUGGCUCUGUUUGCCCGCACCGUCCGAUGCUCCCCAACUACUCCACCGUUCUACAAAACACUCUCAAGAACCAAGCUCACACUUUUAACUUUCAUCAUUAUUAACAAUUGAUUGGGAUUUGAGAGAGAGACAGAGACAGAGAGAGCAUCAGGGAGUGGAGGAAAUGGCGGGAACACAUGGGAGGAGCGAGAGCGAGAAAGAGAAGACAAAGAUGAGGGAGAGGCAGAGGAGGGCCAUCACAACCAAAAUCUUCCACGGCCUCCGCAAGCACGGCGGCUACGGUCUCUCCCCCCGCGCCGACAUCAACGAGGUCCUCCGCCAUCUCGCCUCCGAGGCCGGCUGGCUCGUCGAACCUGACGGCACCACCUACCGCCGCCGCUCCCCCAAUGUUUCGAAUUGCUGUUCGGUCUGCGGCGGGGUCCCCAAAGCCAGCGCCAAGUCGGCAGCAGCAGCAGCAACGCCGAGCAGUAGCAUGGUGAUGGGCGGCUGUGAGAGUUCGACCACAGCCUCUCCAACUUCAAGCAGUCUGCCUGCCUUCAACAAUAACAACACCAGCGACACCACAGCCACCAACAACAACAGUGUGAGCGUUUACUCGGCUAUGUACGUGUACGAAGGUGGGCUCCACAACCACCAGCUGCAUGAAGCCAGGGCUUCCAACAACACCUCCCCCUCCCACUGCCCUUAGAACAAAACUCUCUUCUUUAUUUCCCGUUUUGCCCCUCCCACCGCCACCCUCACCGUUCAACCGCAGCAGGCUCUUUUAUAUAAUAAUAAUAU
This is a messenger RNA of Prunus persica (peach), 1014 nucleotides long. RefSeq names its product protein BZR1 homolog 2. Lineage: Eukaryota; Viridiplantae; Streptophyta; Magnoliopsida; Rosales; Rosaceae. The transcript has 2 exons. The record is from RefSeq and is a predicted model, not a curated record. Gene Ontology annotation, molecular function: DNA-binding transcription factor activity. Bases 398 to 922 code for a protein of 174 amino acids. Gene Ontology annotation, biological process: brassinosteroid mediated signaling pathway; DNA-templated transcription.